AGCUCACUCCAUCGCCACCCUUAUCUUCCACCGGAAAAAUGGAGUUCCGCCGUCGAGCUCUCCUCUGCACCAUGGUCAUUUUAACUCUAAUGGCGAAAUCCAAUGGUGGGAAGAUAGCUAUUUAUUGGGGUCAAAAUGGAAAUGAGGGCACUCUGGCCGAAACUUGUGCCACCGGAAACUACCAAAUUGUGAUCCUCGCUUUUCUCUCCGUCUUCGGCAACGGCCAGACGCCGCAGAUCAAUCUUGCCGGACACUGCGACCCCUUUAGCAACGGAUGCAUUCACCUGAGCUCCGACAUAAAGUCGUGUCAAGCUAGAGGCAUCAAGGUGAUACUUUCUAUUGGAGGGGGCGUGGGAAGCUACUUUCUCUCAUCUGCUGAGGACGCCAGAAAAGUGGCAGUCUACCUUUGGAACAACUAUUUAGGUGGACAUUCAACGUCGACAUCUCGUCCACUUGGCAAUGCCGUACUCGACGGUGUUGAUUUUGACAUUGAAGGCGGGACAAAUCAACACUGGGAUGAACUAGCAAGGACUCUCUUGAAGUUUGGAGGUCAAAGUGGCAAGAAAGUUUACAUUACGGCAGCACCGCAGUGCCCUUUUCCAGACGCUUGGAUCGGGAACGCACUGACUACAGGCCUUUUUGAUUAUGUUUGGGUUCAAUUCUACAACAAUCCACCGUGUCAAUUUUCAGGCGAUGGUAGCAAUCUUUUUGACUCUUGGAAGCAAUGGACAUCCUCAAUUCCUCAUGCCCAAAUCUUCUUGGGCCUCCCUGCCGCUCCUUCUGCGGCUGGUAGUGGGUUCAUUCCCGCUAGUAUUUUGAAGUCGAAAGUGCUCCCAGUCAUCAAACGUUCAACCAAAUAUGGUGGUGUUAUGUUGUGGUCAAAGUUUUAUGAUGAUCAAACUGGCUAUAGUUCUUCCAUUAAACACAAUGUUUGAUAAGUAUAAUAUGUUACAUUAUGUAUGUGUCAGUGUGUGUAUGAUCAAGAAUAAAGUGUUUGUUUAGUUCUAAUACUAUGAAUUCAAAUCUCUUACCCUCUUGGGUUGAGAGUAUGUCCAAACCA
This is a messenger RNA of Benincasa hispida (wax gourd), 1060 nucleotides long. Its product is annotated as acidic endochitinase-like. Lineage: Eukaryota; Viridiplantae; Streptophyta; Magnoliopsida; Cucurbitales; Cucurbitaceae. Gene Ontology annotation, molecular function: chitinase activity. Gene Ontology annotation, cellular component: extracellular region. The record is from RefSeq and is a predicted model, not a curated record. Gene Ontology annotation, biological process: carbohydrate metabolic process.